This is a messenger RNA of Rhipicephalus sanguineus (brown dog tick), 1491 nucleotides long. RefSeq lists its product as uncharacterized. The transcript is spliced from 4 exons. Bases 714 to 1469 code for a protein of 251 amino acids. The record is from RefSeq and is a predicted model, not a curated record. Lineage: Eukaryota; Metazoa; Arthropoda; Arachnida; Ixodida; Ixodidae.
GAGGCCUUGGAGACUCAUCCGGAGGGCGGCCAGCGUUGCCGGCGCAGCUCAGCGCUGGCGCUCGGCCACCGGGGUGGCGACUCGGAGAGAAGGGUUUUAGUUCGCGGUGCGCCCCGGGCUCCGAUGUGGGCUACGUGCCACGUCCGAAGAACUAGCCCAGGCGUGCUGCCGAACUCGACACCGUUCCCACGUCAACGUGCCCGCGCGGACUGACCGAGCCUCCGCGUCGAAGCAGCGUCGUUAUUCUCAUAGAGUCCGUGCUCUUGAACUGCUCGUCGUUUCCGGAUGGAACGAAUUGAAAGAGUCCUUGGACGCGUGUGACCCAUUGAUCUUCGAGGGAGUGCGCGUCGCCUUUUCACGCGCGUAGCCUUUGACGUUGUCGCCUGUGCCGGAACGAGGGGUGUUGUGCGGCAGUGAUUUGUGCGUGCUUUGUUUGUUCCGAAGUGCAGCACCUCAAGCCUGUUUUCAAGAACACUUGUCCUUCGUCGAACCAAGGGUCACUUGUGUGGUGGGCUCUGCAGUGUAUGCUUCACAACAACACGUUUCGUGCUCUUGGAGUGACGAAGUCGUUACUUGGCGGCCGUUUUCGUUAUACGAUGGGCGACGCGUAGAAACCUGUACGUUCAACCUGACAUCUCGGGAAUAACGAACACCGUGUACGCUCGUUCGAGGUGAUCGGUCUCGGGAAUACGGUUAGCGUCGAACCCGCAACCAUGGCCAGUCCCAGCAAGUCUCUAUCUGUGAACUUCUUCGUCUGCUGCGUCCUCGUGCUUUGCGCCCUGAUCGUUAUUCUCCUUCCGAUACUGGGCCAGCUAUGGCAGGUUGUUCCAGAACUUCGGAGUGUGGAAGUGGCCUGCCGCUUCCAGGGCAUCUUCCUGGCAAUGGCCGCGGUGUGCGGCCUGGAAGCUUACUGUCACCGCUCGUCCAGGCUUCACGCUCUCGUUGGCGCCUGCGCCGUGCUAGCCGUGGUGGCCGCCUGCCUGACGGCCGUGCUUUUUGCCUACAAGCUCCUCCUCCUCCUUCAACUGAUUGAAGCGCCAGCAACAUCCGAGGUCACACUGGAGAACCUCGCCGCCGUGUUGCUCAUCGCUCUGCUGUCGGCUGACGUCAUCGCGCUGCUCGCCACCCUGGCUGCCACGGUGUGCUGCGUGGUGUUCGUCUCUCGCACUCGGCGCAUGCGCUGCCUCACCGAGUACGAGGAGGCUGACGGCCGCAAGGAGUACGCGCCCGGUCUGCCCCCGCGAAGACCACGUGGAGAGCAGGACAUGCCAAUGCUCACGGCAGCGCGGUACCACACUACGGAACGGGAGCCGGUGUACAGCCUGCCGAGCAAAAAGAGCGGCUACCGGGACGAGCCACGUCUGGUGAUGGCGCCCGACGAUGCACCAGUGCUGCACCUGGGUAGGCAGCCACCGGGCACCGUCUACGUGCUGCCCCCCGGAAGCCUCGUCAUGAUCGACUCGCGCUGAAGACUGCAGCCAUCUCGAAGAU